This is a messenger RNA of Notechis scutatus (mainland tiger snake), 973 nucleotides long. NCBI's taxonomy places the organism in Eukaryota, Metazoa, Chordata, Lepidosauria, Squamata, Elapidae. The record is from RefSeq and is a predicted model, not a curated record.
CCAGUUGUCUGACUUCUUCAGAUCCAAUAUGGCGGCUCCGGGCGGUCGUUGAGGGGCCGGUAAGGUGGCAGUUGAGGCCACGGCUCUCAAGCCCUGGACGGGGUGGGCGGGGGGAGGACCGUGUGGAUCGGCGCGAAUUCAGCUCCGGCACGGAGGGGAACGACGAGAGAAGAGUGGGCCAAGGCGGAUAGGCCCUCCGGCAGGUCGUCCGCUGGAGCUCGGUGUGUUGGGCCAUUCCGUCGAUCGGAGAGAUGGCCCAGCGGGUGCAGUCGAUUCAGGAGUUCCUCCAGGAUUCCUUUGUGCCUUUAGUGGCCGCGUUGUGUAGCGAGGAGGCAGAGAGAAUCACCCGCAAGAACAACCUGGGCUUCUGUGAGCUGGUAAAGCCCUUCUGUCGCCUCACUUCGGAAGUGCAUAUGAGAGAUCCUAAUAAUCAACUUCACAUAAUCAAAAACUUGAAAAUAGCUGUCAACAACAUUAUUACUCAGCCACCUCAGCCGGGAGCUAUUCGAAAAAUUCUGAAUGAUGUGGUGACUGUUAGCCAGCCUGCUGAAGGAUUACUAGCUAAUGUGAUUACUGCAGGAGAUUAUGAUCUCAACAUUAGUGAAUCAUAGAAUUGGAAGCAAUCUCUGAGGUGUAAUUCAGACCAAAUCCUACUUUGUACAGAAAAGUUCUCAGAGAUAGCACUGAUCAUUGGCAAUAUUUUCCUGCUGUUUCUCCUCCUUUAUUCAUCUUCCUUUAGUAAGAAGAUGUGGAGUAGGACUCAGCCAUAAGUAUUGCCUGAAUAGAAUAUACACUAGUAAUAUGGAAGAGGUUUAUUAGCCCUGAAUUCUGAUUGUACUAUGAAAUAAUUUUAUAUCUCUAUUUUUAAGCCUUCAAACUCAUAUUGACUGAUCUUGAGAAGUCAAGCACGAUCAGAUCUGAUUAGCAUUGAAUGUUAACCAGAAAUUCCAGGAUUAUAGUUGUAAUAAGAAGA